This is a messenger RNA of Coniosporium apollinis CBS 100218, 1041 nucleotides long. RefSeq lists its product as uncharacterized. Lineage: Eukaryota; Fungi; Ascomycota; Dothideomycetes. The transcript has a single exon. The coding region runs from base 1 to 1041 and encodes 346 amino acids. The record is from RefSeq and is a predicted model, not a curated record.
AUGUCUCAAUUCAAUCAACCGGGGCCCGGCGAGACCCCCCCAGCAUACUUCUCCGAGAAGACCAUCGACCGUAACCAAGAUGUAUCCUCAGUAGCCGCUUCACCGGUAGCCAAGUACGACAACAUCCUCGAAGUCAUUACCGCCGUGCUGGAUGGCGAGCUGAAGUCCGAUGGUGCACCGACCGACUAUGAAGUCAAACGAGUCCGUAACUUCCUGGGCUACUGCCUCGCGAUCGAUUACAACGUCGACAUUGGCGCAAAGCUGAGCGCCGCAGACAGAACGCACUUCCUGCGGCUCUCCACGCAGAUGUGCGAUCUUGAGCUCGCUCAACGAGUUGCUCCCACAACAGCAGAGGAACGCCAUAUAUUGGGUCCCUACUUCUGGACAUACAUCCACAAUCCGGCCAAAGCCCUGGGGUUACCCUCGGAUCUAGUCGUUCUAUACAUCCAUUCCUUCAAACGGUUCACUUCCGGCUCCGCGCAGUACAAAGGCAGCACACGCGGCAUCCUCCACGACGGUGGCCUCGGGAAACUUGCUUUCAAGCUCUACGUCGACAGGGAAGUUGUGAUUCCCGCCGUUGUCACGGCGGCGGAGGAGGGCAAACACCGCAAAGCUCUCCUCACGCAACUGAAUGAUUUCCAAGCCAUCUAUUUCGCCUCCAUAUCCGGCUUUAAAGCAUCAACUCUGAUGCGGGAUGGACGGUGGUGUCACGCGCACUUCGAAGACUAUGUCCUGAACAAUACCGGCGAGCAAUAUCGGGCCGAGCGUAUGCAUGGCACCGCCGGUCAGCCGCUCGCUCGCCUCGAGUCACGGAAGCCGGUGUGGGAAAGGGUGGACAAGAUCCUGGACCGGUUCAAGAAGCGAGCUGGUGUCAGGAGGGCGUUUCGCUGGGAGAAGACGCGGGAGGCUUGCACCAAAGGGCCGCAGGAUAAGAAUAUGGCUGACCCUAUGGGCCUGAGUGCGGAGGAUAAGUUGGUGCCUAAAAGUAUCUUCAAUACGGAUCUUUGGCAGCAGGAGAAGUUUCAUGGAAGUUACAUAUAG